This is a messenger RNA of Aspergillus vadensis CBS 113365, 900 nucleotides long. RefSeq names its product succinate dehydrogenase iron-sulfur protein subunit SDH2 (gene sdh2). The record is from RefSeq and is a predicted model, not a curated record. Gene Ontology annotation, cellular component: mitochondrial membrane. Gene Ontology annotation, molecular function: 2 iron, 2 sulfur cluster binding; electron transfer activity. Gene Ontology annotation, biological process: aerobic respiration; respiratory electron transport chain; tricarboxylic acid cycle. The transcript is spliced from 3 exons. Lineage: Eukaryota; Fungi; Ascomycota; Eurotiomycetes; Eurotiales; Aspergillaceae. Bases 1 to 900 code for a protein of 299 amino acids.
AUGGCUGCCCUUCGCACGACCUCGCGCCUGUUCGCUUCCUCGAAGCCGCUGUUCCGCCCAGCCGCCUUCACUCGCUCCUAUGCGACCGUUGACGCCCUUUCCCAGGUGAGCGCAAGCGGCCACGCGAGCAGCAAGACCAUUCCCGAAUCUAAGACUUCGAAUGUGCAGGACCCCAACCCCUCGGAGCAGCCCCGGGUCAAGACUUUCCAUGUCUACCGCUGGAACCCCGAUCAGCCCACCGAGAAGCCCAAGAUGCAGUCUUACUCCCUGGAUCUGAACAAGACCGGUCCCAUGAUGCUGGACGCCCUGAUCCGCAUCAAGAACGAGAUGGACCCCACCCUGACUUUCCGGAGAAGUUGCAGAGAGGGUAUCUGUGGAAGUUGCGCGAUGAACAUUGACGGUGUCAACACCCUGGCUUGCCUGUGCCGUAUCCCCACCGAUACCGCCAAGGAGUCUCGCAUCUACCCUCUCCCUCACACCUACGUCGUCAAGGAUUUGGUCCCCGAUUUGACCUACUUCUACAAGCAGUACAAGUCGAUCAAGCCUUACCUGCAGCGCGACACCCCGACCGCGGAUGGUCUCGAGAACCGUCAGAGCCCCGAGGAGCGUAAGAAGCUGGAUGGUCUGUACGAGUGCAUUCUGUGCGCUUGCUGCUCUACCUCCUGCCCCUCGUACUGGUGGAACAGCGAGGAGUACCUUGGACCCGCCAUCCUCCUCCAGUCCUACCGUUGGUUGGCCGAUUCCCGUGACGAGAAGACCGCCGAGCGUAAGGCCGCUCUCGACAACAGCAUGAGCGUGUACCGUUGCCACACCAUUCUCAACUGCUCGCGGACCUGCCCCAAGGGCCUGAACCCCGCACGGGCCAUUGCGGAGAUCAAGAAGAUGAUGACUGCUCAUUAG